Molecule: messenger RNA, 2586 nt
Organism: Seriola aureovittata
Lineage: Eukaryota; Metazoa; Chordata; Actinopteri; Carangiformes; Carangidae
Product: collagen alpha-1(IX) chain
Exons: 26
Coding region: 1-2292 (763 amino acids)
Source: RefSeq, a predicted model, not a curated record
AUGCCACCCUACAAAGCUAUGCUGGUGUUUGCAGCACUGUUUGUCUUCUUGGGAUUGACCCAAUGUCAGAAGUUGCCAAGUUUCGAUCUCCUGGAGGAGUUUCGUGUGCCUGAGUCGAGAGGAGUGAGGAGGGUGGAUGGCUCUCAACCUGAGGCGGUGGCCUACCGCGUCAAUCCCUCCAUCCAUCUACGCAAGACCAUGAGUGAUGUGUAUCCAGAUGGACUUCCCUCCGACUACUCCGUCAUUGCAACAUUUAAGGUGACCAAAGACACGGCCAAGAAAUCCUGGAACCUGUGGCAGGUCAGUGACACCGAGGGACGGGACCAAGUUGGCCUGCGUUUCCAGGGCGACACGCGCUCUUUAGACUUCUUCUACACUGGCCCCCGUGGGAGUCAGAUGCUGAGGACCUUCCAUGGUGUGGAAAAACUGUUAGAUGGAGAGUGGCACAAGUUGGCGCUGAGUGUGAAGGGCAGGAAGGUGAAGCUGCUCAUUGACUGUGAGGAGGUCAGUGUGGAGUCCAUUGACGAGUCAAGGCCUGUUAUCCGCCGAGGGUACACCUCCAUCGUCAAGCGGGCUGCAGGAGAUCGUUCUGUGUCUGUGGACCUCCAGCAGAUGGAUGUGUCAUGUGACCCAGAGCAGGCUUAUUCAGAGGGCUGCUGUGAGCUCUCCAGUGUGUGUGGAGGGUAUGCAGAGAUCGGUCUAACAGCUGGAAGAGCAUCUUGCAAAUGUAUGCCCGGACAACCAGGCAUUCAGGGACCUCCAGGGCCAAAGGGUCACAGAGGUCUUCCAGGGGGAGCCGGAGACCCAGGAAGACACGGAAACUGGGGGAUCAGGGGAAACACAGGAGACUAUGGCAACAUUGGCGAGACAGGCCUAAAGGGUGAAGAAGGAAUCAAAGGCGAGAAAGGAAUGAGAGGACUCUGGGGCCAAGUGGGAGACAGAGGUCCUAAGGGGCUGAAAGGAUUAAAAGGGGCAGCUGGCUUCAAGGGAGUUCAUGGACCACCUGGGGGCAUUGGCGAGUCCGGGAAACAAGGAGAAGUUGGCGCUAAAGGUGAAAAAGGAUACGAAGGGAUUCCUGGGUUUCAAGGAGUUAAGGGAGAAAGGGGGACUACUGGUGCAAUAGGGCGUGCUGGGCCUAGAGGAAAGCAGGGUAUUGUGGGAGAUCCUGGAGAGAGGGGAACUCCUGGAGAGAAGGGGACGCCUGGGAUCCGAGGACCCAUGGGCAGAGCCGGCACCAUCGGGCCAAAGGGCAUUAUUGGAGAUCCGGGCUUACCUGGCAGAGACGGAGAUCCGGGAAUAGAGGCUUAUCAAGGACCACAAGGUCUUGGUGGAAAAGUAGGACAAAUUGGAACAAAGGGGGAGAAAGGCACCCUGGGGCCAGAAGGAGAAAUGGGUCCCCAAGGCCGAACUGGCCCAAGAGGUUACAAGGGUUCUGCUGGGAAGCCAGGAAGACCCGGAUUUAUCGGCCCACCGGGACCUACUGGACACGUGGGUGUGCCUGGAAAACCAGGGAUCAAGGGUGACACAGGAAUCCAGGGAAUCCAAGGAGUUAAAGGUUCACAGGCAGAAAAUGGAGUUAAAGGCCCAAAAGGAAAGGUUGGAGGCAGGGGGGAGCAGGGUCCCCAGGGUGGACGGGGGAAGCGUGGCCCGGCAGGCCCACCUGGACGUUCAGGUCCUGUCGGAGUCAAGGGGGUUCGAGGUGAAGGAGGACCAGAUGGCUUUCAGGGGCCCCCAGGUCCACCAGGCCCGACCCUCCCCGCUCAGCACGUGAUCGAGGUUUGUAAGAAAGUGGUGCUGGAGCAGAUGUCCACCUUUGCCAACUCAGUGAAGAGGACGUGCGCUGCAGUUUGUCCUCUUUAUGGGGACGUGCCCAUGGGAGCCCCCGGUCCCCCCGGACAGACGGGACCCCCCGGACCUCCUGGUGACCCUGGUAAUGAUGGUGUUGAUGGAGAAGUGGGCCUACAGGGAUUCUACGGAGAAGCCGGAGAUCUGGGCCGAAAGGGAGAAACAGGUGACAGAGGAGAGCAAGGUGAUAAAGGAGCCAAGGGUUAUGGCCUACCUGGCUACACUGGAGAUCAAGGACCAAAGGGUCAGCGUGGACGUCCUGGCAGAGUCUUCAAUGGCCAGCCAGGGAAGCAGGGUGAGCGGGGACAUGUAGGCCAGCCUGGACUCAGGGGCCACCCAGGUCUCAGAGGACCUCCGGGUGUCUGUGUCACCUCUGGGUGUCCUCAGCUCAACGCCACCAGUGGGACACCUCAGCCGGCACCGCGGAGGUCGAGGAACCGCCCGUAGAGGAAGAAAGCGUCUAUGUGGACAGUGAAUUGAAUAUUGGGCUUAAAGGAGGAAAACAUGAUCGAUUGUUUUUGUUAAUACGCGUGUGUUCAAAUAAAUUUCAUGUAAAUAUGCAACUUAAACCUGAACUGAACUUCUGGGAACAAAGAAACAACCUAUGUGAUUUGAAAGAGAGUGGUAACAAAAUAUAUUUGUAUAAAAAGACCAUCUUCAUUUGAUAGUUUUAUUUAAACUGAUUUCACAAGUCUGAGUUGUCUUUAAACACCUGCUCUUUAUAAUAAAAAUCCAAAACUC